Elephantulus edwardii (Cape elephant shrew) is the source of this 750-nucleotide messenger RNA. Its product is annotated as S-formylglutathione hydrolase-like. Gene Ontology annotation, biological process: formaldehyde catabolic process. The record is from RefSeq and is a predicted model, not a curated record. Lineage: Eukaryota; Metazoa; Chordata; Mammalia; Macroscelidea; Macroscelididae. Bases 1 to 750 code for a protein of 249 amino acids. The transcript has 2 exons. Gene Ontology annotation, cellular component: cytosol. Gene Ontology annotation, molecular function: S-formylglutathione hydrolase activity.
AUGGGGGUAUUGCCCUGCUCGGGAUGGGUUGUCUUCAGCCCUCAGCUCGGGGCGAGCUGUCCUCAGCCCUCGGCUCGGGGCGAGCUGUCCUCAGCCCUCGGCUCAGGGCGAGCCGUCACGGCCUUCUGCCCGGGGCAGGCUGUCCUCGGCCCUUGGCCUGGGAUGGGCUGUCCUCAGCCCUCGGCUCUGGAGUUGUCUAGCACUGGUGCGGGCUUUUAUGUGGAUGCCACUGAAAAUCCUUGGAAAACGCACUACAGAAUGUACUCUUACAUAACACAAGAGCUUCCUACACUCAUAAAUGCCAGUUUUCCAGUGGAUCCCCAAAGAAUGUCUAUUUUUGGCCAUUCCAUGGGAGGUCAUGGAGCUCUGAUUUGUGCUUUGAAGAAUCCUGGAAAAUACAAAUCCGUUUCAGCAUUUGCUCCAAUUUGCAACCCAGUGCUCUAUCCUUGGGGCAAAAAAGCCUUUGGUGGAUAUUUGGGGUCAGAUCAAAGUAAGUGGAAGGCUUAUGAUGCUACCCAUCUUGUGAAGUCCUAUCCAGGUUCUCAGUUGGACAUACUGAUUGAUCAAGGAAAAGAUGACCAGUUCCUUGCAGAUGGCCAGUUACUUCCCGAUAACUUCAUAGCUGCCUGCACAGAAAAGAAAAUCCCUGUUGUUUUUAGAUUGCAAGAGGGUUAUGAUCACAGCUACUAUUUCAUUGCAACCUUCAUUAGUGAUCACAUCCGACACCAUGCAAAAUACCUGAAUGCUUGA